Alternaria arborescens is the source of this 2343-nucleotide messenger RNA. RefSeq names its product N-terminal kinase-like protein. Gene Ontology annotation, biological process: protein phosphorylation; tRNA export from nucleus. The transcript is spliced from 4 exons. Bases 1 to 2343 code for a protein of 780 amino acids. Gene Ontology annotation, molecular function: ATP binding; protein kinase activity. Lineage: Eukaryota; Fungi; Ascomycota; Dothideomycetes; Pleosporales; Pleosporaceae. The record is from RefSeq and is a predicted model, not a curated record. Gene Ontology annotation, cellular component: cytoplasm.
AUGGAUUUCCUAAAGUCGGCGGUUGCGUCUGCAAUAUCAAAAGGCCCUGCAUUUGGUUACACGUUUGGUGAUCGGGUCGACUUGAACGACUCCAUCUGGACACUGCACAACGGCACAAAGCGAGAAGACGGCUCCAAAUGCAGCAUUUUCUCCUUCGAUAUAACCGCCAACAAAUCGCGAUUACCCCUCGCUCGCAAUGCGCUGCGCAAGCUACGAACGCUGCGUCAUCCAGGGGUUGUGAAAGUCCUAGACACAGUAGAGACGGAGACUUAUAUCUACAUUGCGACUGAGCGACUCAGCCCACUGAGCUGGCAUGUCAAGAGAAAGAGCCUGACGGAAGAAACCACUAAAUGGGGGCUACACAACAUCGCGAAGACGCUCAAGUUCGUAAAUGCCGACGCUGCGUCCAUACAUGGCUGCAUCCGUCCGGCAUCGAUAUUCUUUAGCGAAAGUGGCGAGUGGAAACUUGGCGGCUUCGAUGCGCUGAGCUCCGUGAAGGAGGAUGAUUCAAUACUACCGACCUAUGGUGGUCUCAUACCAGAUGCAGGACGGUACAUGGCGCCCGAGGUUUCGAAGGGAGGGUGGGAGGUUGUCAAACAGAACCCGACGCAUGCGGUAGAUGCAUACAACUUUGGUGUUCUCAUCUUCGAGGUCUUCAACGGCAGCUACAACAGCAGCGAGCAGUUAGGGCAAAUGAAGAGCAUUCCUCCAACCAUGCACCAGUCAUACAAACGCCUUCUCAACCCGAAUCCAAAGUCACGCAUGAGCGUGGGCCAGUUCUUGGACCAGGGAAAGCGCAUAGGAGGCUUCUUCCAGACGCCUUUGAUCCAGGUCACAGACGAUAUUGAGAAUCUGGGACUGAAAGCAGAGGAUGAGCGAAACGAGUUGCUUGGAAAGCUUGACGCGGUCGCAGACGACUUUCCUACAGACUUCUUCAAGAUGAAGGUUCUUCCAGAGCUACUCAAAUCAGUCGAGUUCGGAGGCGGAGGCGCCAAAGUCUUUGGCACUGUCAUGCAGAUAGGGCAGAAGCUGUCAGAUGACGAGUACGAGACUCAGAUUACGCCAGUUGUGGUGCGACUCUUCGGAAACCCAGAUCGAGCGAUACGCGUCUGCUUGUUAGACAACCUGCCGCUUAUGAUUGACCACUUACCUCAGAAGCUUGUCAACGACAAGAUCUUCCCACAGAUGGUGACUGGCUUUUCAGAUAUUGCGCCCGUAGUGAGGGAACAGACCGUAAAGGCUAUCCUCACAGUAGUACCCAAGCUGUCGGACCGGGUAGUGAAUGGUGAGCUUCUUCGUCAUCUGGCAAAAACCGCGAACGACGAGCAGCCUGGCAUUCGGACGAACACCACAAUUUGUCUAGGCAAGAUCGCGCGCAAUUUGGGAGCCAGUAGUCGAGCCAAGGUUCUUGCUGCUGCAUUCUCUCGCUCGCUACGUGAUCCGUUUGUGCACGCUCGGAAUGCUGCCCUCCUGGCACUGGCCGCAACAGCCGAUCUCUUUAGCGAGGAUGAUUGCGCAACCAAACUCCUUCCCAUCAUGUGUCCGUCACUGGUGGACAAGGAGAAGCUCAUUCGUGAUCAGGCGCAGAAGAGUGUUGAUAUCUACAUCGCACGUAUCCGCAAAUUUGCCGCCACAAUGCCGGACACGGUACUCCCACCACCAGGCCUCGCGUCUGGCGGAGAAUCCACUCCACGCAUAGGGACCCCUGCCAAUGGUACCUCGUGGACUGGUUGGGCUAUAUCAAGCUUCACCAACAAGCUGGCAUCAACAGCUGGCGAGAUGCAAGCCAGCUCAACAACCAACGGAGUGGAUCAAAGAUCGUCUUCAGUACCGCCAGCUGUUACUACGACCAACAAACCGCCAGUCCCAAUGUCGACAAAGCCAGGGAUGCCCCUUCAUAGCGCCAAGAGUACUGCAUCUAUUCCUACCAUAAAGUCACCAGACCCAGCAGCGGCCUUUGAUGACGAGGCAGAGGAUUUCAACAAUGACUGGGGCGGCUUUGCUGAUGAAGAGGACAAACCACAAGAGGAAGAGGAUCCAUGGGGCACACCAGCUGUGUCGAAGCCAGCAUCUACGACGUCAUAUGACGACAAAGGCGAACCGGACUUUGCUGGUUGGUUAGCAGCACAAUCCAAUGCGAAGAAGCCAACGAAGAAUGCUCUUCCAAAGGGUCUUACUAAAUCAGCAACGCCAGUAGCAAAGACAGCGAGGCCGGCGGUUGGAAGCAGAUCGAGCACAACAGGAACAACGAGGAAAGUCAUUGUGCCGCCAAAGAAAGAGGUCAAGAAAGAAGAACCGAAAGCCAAUGAAGACGAAGAAGAAGGCUGGGGUGAUGCCUGGUAG